Molecule: messenger RNA, 1171 nt
Organism: Morone saxatilis (striped sea-bass)
Lineage: Eukaryota; Metazoa; Chordata; Actinopteri; Moronidae
Product: ankyrin repeat and SOCS box protein 12-like
Exons: 3
Coding region: 82-996 (304 amino acids)
Biological process (GO): regulation of barbed-end actin filament capping; intracellular signal transduction
Cellular component (GO): cytoplasm; nucleus
Molecular function (GO): protein binding
Source: RefSeq, a predicted model, not a curated record
CAGAACACCAACACGACGAGGAAGAGGAACAAACAGGAAGAUGAAGAAGGCAGCUGAUGGUGACAUAUCUUAGCAGGUUCUAUGCUCCAACUACGGACCUCUGAAGAAGAACAAAGUAGUUGUGAAAUUUCCCAGCUCAGACAAGCCGUGUUACAAAACAAUGACAGACUCCUUGAUGAGAUGCUCUGCCAAGAAAUCUAUAAGAAAGUCAUCAACUGCAGAGGAGGCUGGGGCAUUGCAGGCACGCCUCUGCACGCCGCCGUGUCCAAAGGCCAUCUGGGCUGUCUGCAGGUUCUGCUAGCCCACGGCGCCCAGGUAGACUGUGCGGAUGUCAAGGCUCAGACGCCUCUCUUCGCAGCCGUUCGUGGGAAAUACCUGGACUGUGUCUUAGCGCUCCUCAGAGCUGGCGCCAACCCCAACGGGAGCUCAUCCAACAACUGCUCCCCUGUCCUCACUGCGGCUCGGGAAGGAAAUGCAGAGAUAUUACUGGAACUGCUUAAACACGGCGCAGAGGUCAACUCCCGCUCCAAAGUCUUGCUCUGGACUUCCAGUGCAAGGGUGUCCAGCGGGCCGCUGUACCUGGCUGCUGUUUACGGACACAUGGAGUGUUUCAAACUGCUGCUCCUCUACGGCGCAGACCCAGACUACAACUGCACAGAUGCAAAGCUGCUGAGUUCUAUCAAGCAGCCCAAAACUGUGCUGGAGAUGUGCCUCAGGCACGGCUGUGGGGUGGAGUACAUCCAGCUUCUGAUCGACUUCGGUGCAAACGUCUACCUCCCUACGCUGAUCAUCGAGAAGUCCACCAAGCAGAACGAGGCCGUGGAGCUGCUUCUGGAGGAAAGAGGAAAUCCAAAGGCCUUGACUUCACAGUGCCGCCUCGCUGUCCGAAGAUACCUCAAAAAGAUCAACAAGAUCCACUGUAUCGACCAGCUGGAAAUGCCAACAAGUCUAAUCAACUUCCUGCAACACAAGCCAGUCCCAGUCACUGUUCUGUAGCUGCGUGAGCCCGACGCACAUUAUACAGUCAUUUUUAUUUGAGCUAAAGCUUUUGUUUUAUUUGUAGACUAUGGUCUACAUUUAUUCUUUUUUUUUAUUACUUCUGUGUGUUCACAUGCUCUGUUAAGACUGAUUAUUAUAUCAGAGAAUUAAAUGUGUGGAUCAGUGGUGUGUA